Alternaria rosae is the source of this 975-nucleotide messenger RNA. RefSeq lists its product as uncharacterized. Bases 111 to 812 code for a protein of 233 amino acids. The record is from RefSeq and is a predicted model, not a curated record. Lineage: Eukaryota; Fungi; Ascomycota; Dothideomycetes; Pleosporales; Pleosporaceae. The transcript is spliced from 2 exons.
UUGUCAACAACCAUGUGAAACAAAAGCUCGCGACUGACCUCGAAAACGAGUUUGGUACACCCUUCUCUCAAUCCUAACUCAGAUUUCGAUACUCAGCCCAUACUGUCACAAUGUUCGCUCCUCGCGCCAUCGCAUCACCACUCACGCGGGCCGCCUUCAGGCCACACUCAAUCCGUAGCGCUGCCAGACCAGCCUACUUUCGCAUCCAGAUAGCGCUCAAUUCGACCAUUUCAGAAGCCAUCACCAAAGACCACCGCGAGCUAGAAACAUACUACAAAGAAAUCAUCAACAACCCGGACAACAUCGACCAUGCAACCCGCUACGGCAACCAAUUUACAUGGGAGUUAGCCCGCCACUCUGUCGCUGAAGAACUCCUCGUCUACCCAGCCAUGGAAAAGUACAUGGGAGAAAAGGGAAAGCAGCAUGCAGAGUCAGACCGACAACAGCAUCACGAGGUGAAAAAGCUCCUCAAAGAGUUCCAGAACAUGGAUCCAGCAUCCUCAUCCUACAUCCCCAAGCUCAAAGAGAUCUGGUCCCUCCUCGAGCGCCACAUCGCCGAAGAAGAACGCGACGACCUGCCUGCCCUCGAAGCCGCCCUGUCCUCUGCGGAAAACCGCGGAAACUCAGAGUCGUUGGCCAAGAACUUUGGUCGCACAAAGGCGUUUGUGCCAUCUAGGAGCCAUCCUAGUGCGGGCGAGAACCCGUAUUUCGAGGGCCCGAUGGGCAUGUUGGCGGCGCCGAUUGAUCAUAUUGCGGAUAUCUUUCGCAAGUUUCCAGAGGGGACGGUUAGUCCGAAUCCGAGUAAGAAGUGAGCAUGUGAGCGUGUGAGAGGUAGUUGAAUGUAAAACUGUAUUCUAUGUUAUGCAUCUGUAGAUAUUGAGAACAUAUGGUGUUUGCCUCGAUCACGUGUGGCUCUCCGAGCAGUGAAGAAGCAUGACCACCUCGAAGCUACGGUGACUUAAUGGCUUCGAAGAA